Messenger RNA from Annulohypoxylon maeteangense, 598 nucleotides. RefSeq lists its product as uncharacterized. Gene Ontology annotation, molecular function: ubiquitin protein ligase activity. The record is from RefSeq and is a predicted model, not a curated record. Gene Ontology annotation, cellular component: HULC complex; nucleus. Bases 185 to 358 code for a protein of 57 amino acids. The transcript is spliced from 2 exons. Lineage: Eukaryota; Fungi; Ascomycota; Sordariomycetes; Xylariales; Hypoxylaceae.
CGCACUGCCACGCUUGAAUCGGAUGUCGAGAAGCUUAAGGUGCGCCUCGAGUCCGCAACAAAGGAACGUGAAAAGUGGAGGCUUAAGAGCCUAAGCAACUCCUCUGAAGAAGAGGAGAUGUUACGGGUGAGUGCAAUAUCCGAUUUCUUAGAGCGUACAUUUGUGCUAACUAUUAUACUAGAGCAUGGCAACGUGUUCAAUUUGCAAGAAAGACUUCAAAAAUACAGUUUUGCGCACAUGCGGCCACAUCUUCUGCCGAGGUUGUAUCGAUGAUAGAAUUGCUAACCGAAUGCGAAAAUGCCCAGCAUGUAGCAAAGCCUUCGAUAAAUCAGAUGCAAUGGUAGUGUUUUACGGAUGAAGCCCCCAUAUUCGAAGAAGCCAGGGCAACGAGCCUCAGCAGUCGGCGUCCAAUUACGAUUCCAAUCCAAAUUCAACCCAAGUUAAUGCUUGCAGGAUAUGACGGUGGUUGCUCGCGAUCGGCUUUGUUGAUAUUCGACGAGUACGGGGACCAAGUCAAAGUGGUUUUGCUUUUAAACAUUUUGCGGGGGGUUGGAGGCUUUCGUGAACGGAUCCUCGUCGACAACUCAUGCUUUUUUUU